Colletotrichum truncatum is the source of this 2247-nucleotide messenger RNA. RefSeq names its product tRNA-splicing endonuclease subunit. Gene Ontology annotation, cellular component: tRNA-intron endonuclease complex. NCBI's taxonomy places the organism in Eukaryota, Fungi, Ascomycota, Sordariomycetes, Glomerellales, Glomerellaceae. The record is from RefSeq and is a predicted model, not a curated record. Gene Ontology annotation, molecular function: nucleic acid binding; tRNA-intron lyase activity. Gene Ontology annotation, biological process: tRNA-type intron splice site recognition and cleavage; tRNA splicing, via endonucleolytic cleavage and ligation.
AUGUCCCAAACUAAGAAUGUGGUUUCCCAGCCCUCACCGGCUGGGACACCCGGGCAGCAGAGCGCUCUAGGCUCGUCAACGCCGCGGCCGAGAGGCCCUCCUUUGCACAAGAUCUACGAGUUGCCUGCUCCUAUACGAACGUUCCCGCUUCCUAGCUUUUAUCCGAAUAAUCCAAUUUCUCUUUUCCACAUCCUCUUCGCAUGGACAAAGCAAACUUUCUUCCCGCCUCCUGCUGAGCCUUCCGUGGUGUACGAGGGUAUCUGGUCUCCCCAAUCCAAGUCUGUUAACGUCGUCGACGAGAAGUCCAUGCGCGCGCUAUGGGAACAGGGGUUCUAUGGCAAGGGCAACCUAAGUCGUAGUGAGCCUAACUGGCUGAAGCGCGAGCAAGUACGCCGUGGGCUGGUACCAGGUCAGGUCAGCGAGUUAGUUACGGCAAGCCGCCGCGAAGAGCGCAGGCAGAUGAAAUGGGAGCGGGCCAAAUCCGAGCAAGAGAUCAUUCGUCAGAGGCGGCUCCAAGAAACGCUGCAAACAACUGGUGCUCCUAUGGAUACAGUAAACGCUACCGAUGUCACCUUUAAUACUCCCAAUGGCCAUGCUCCAGAGGCUCUGGCCGAAGCGAUCUCUUUGCCUGAGCCCAUUGCCCCUAUCGACCUGGAGGCUGGGCCAGAAUCUUCUGUUCAAGCUACAUCCAUCGUGACCAAGGACAAGUCCUUAAUUACACCUACCGAAUCUAAACCGGGUGUUGUGCCUUCUCCGUCUCUCCAACCUGUGUUGGAUUCGCAUGCUGGACUGGUCAAUGUCAUCUCGUGCGCAGUUCAGACGCCUGUUCAACCGCCAAUCUCACCUACGAUCGUCGAGCCUAACGACACCCCCCGAGCAUCUGAGCAGGCCAAGGUCAUUGUCGGAUCCGCCCCAAUCGGUCCAUUAGAGAUCCUUCGUUUACCCAACUCUGACAUCGCUCGGGUGGCGACAGAUGGGCAGGAUGAUCAUGUUGCAAUCAUACCCAAAGACGAUGUUGGAGUUUUGCAUUCGGAGACCAAGAUCAACGUUGAAGGCAUUCACGUGGUUCCAAAUGGAAUGUCCAAGUCAGCGUCGCUGGCUGGCAGCCAUGCAUCAUCGUUCGCUCCAGCCAGUGCUGCGCCUGUCGGACCACUGGAGCUGCUUUGUCUUCCCAAUACACACGCAUCUUCCGUCAACGGAACUUACAUCGACCAAAGCAACGGCACCAAGAGCGUUGUCAAUGGGUUGUCCGUGAAAGUCCAGCCGUCGACAAUCCCUGAUGGCGCCAAGAGUGACCCUAAAAUGAUGACGGGUCACCUGAUCAAUGACUUGAUCGAUGGCGUCAAUGGUGACAAAACUGUUGACAGCACGAGCGUGCCAUACACACUCAAGGCUGGAAGUACUACAGCGACGGAGUUACCAUCGACGCCCAAGCCUUUGAAGCGCCGGAAAAGCGUGCGUUUUUCGCCAAAGGUCGAGUCGGCAACCUAUCAACUGUCCGACCCUCCCAGUCCGAGCUAUGCUCUGCUGAACGGGAAGGCCACACCGCCUCUCAAUGGUACGCCUCUGGGGCCUAGUGUCUUAGAAGCGGAUGAAGAAACAAAUGCACUUGUGGAUAAGCCAAAGACUGCAGACGAUGACAUCUCUUCGGUCUCUGAGCCCACAGAGGUUGUGAACAAGGAGCACCUUCAGCUUACUACUGAAGAAGCAUUCUUCCUGUCCUUCGGCCUUGGCGCUCUUCGCGUUGUUGACCCUACCACAAAAUCACCUAUUCCCACCCCGGAUCUUCUGAACAUAUUCCGGCAAUAUUCGUAUUUUCCCUCCCGUGCGGACUCCGACCUCCAACCCGACGAUGGUUUCCUCGUCAAUUACGCGGUCUACCACCAUUUCCGCUCACUUGGUUGGGUGCCUCGCCCUGGUAUCAAGUUCGGUGUCGACUGGAUGCUUUACGCCAAGGGACCGGUUUUCGACCACGCAGAAUUCGGCGCCAUCAUUCUGCCAUCGUACUCAGACAGAUGGUGGAAAGAGAGCGACCGUCAGCUUCCGCGCAAGACAUGGCACUGGCUUCAUGGGGUGGUUCGUGUACUAUCGCACGUACAGAAGAGCUUGGUCCUUGUCUACGUUGAUGUGCCCCCGCCACCCCAGUUUGAUGAGGCACUGAAGAAAGGGGGGCCUGCGGAGGUUUUUAAAUUGUACAAAAUUCGUGAGGUCAUGGUUAAGCGGUGGUCGAGUAACCGAAACCGGUAA